UCACUUUUCUGGUCGUUGAAGUCUUGCGCCACUGUCACAAAAAUCUUUCUUACUCAGCAUAAUUUUCCUUCCUUUAAAAUUCGCCACAACUUUUCAUUUCGCCGCCCAGUUUAGUCAAAAACCAUGGACACAACACAACAGGUCCUCACUUUCGACCAAGUUUCUCGCCUCGAACGGGUUUUAAACCAAGUAGUUCAGGUACACGGACGAGGAAACUUUCCAACACUGGAUGUCCAUCUUCGAAGCCUAAUAGACGUGGUGUCCUCUGGCUUGAAGAAGGAAGGCCUCAAGAUUAAAGACAUUCGCCUUAAUGGCAGUACAGCAAGCUAUAUUUUGAGCCACGACAAUAUCACUGCGUACAACGACAUUGACUUAAUCUUUGGUGUUGAGAUCAAAUCUCACUCUCAUCUCCAACAAAUCAAGACUGUGGUUCUUUCGUCGCUCAUCGAUUUUCUGCCCAACGGAGUUUCCAAAGAUAAAAUGACCAGCUGUACUCUCAAGGAAGCCUACGUGCAAAAAAUGGUCAAAGUUUCAAAUGACAACGAUCGAUGGUCGCUGAUUUCGCUGUCCAACAACGAAGGCAAGAACAUAGAACUCAAGUUCGUGGACGCCAUGAGGCGACAGUUCGAGUUCUCCGUGGACUCGUUCCAGAUCAAACUCGAUUCAUUGAUCGGUUUUUAUAAACUAUCAGACGUGCCAAUGCAGUCGAAUUUCUUCCCGACAGUUGUUGCUGAGUCAGUUUAUGGAGACAUCAAACUGGCACUAUUUCAUUUGGACAACCAUCUCAUCGCGACCCGUAACCCGGAGGAAAUCCGCGGUGGUGGGCUACUGAAAUACUGUAACCUUCUCGUCCGGAAUUACUUCCCAGAAAACAUCAACACCAUCCAUAUGCUGGAACGAUACAUGUGUAGUAGGUUUUUUAUUGACUUUGGAGAUGUGGAACAGCAACGAGUGAAGCUUGAAAGCUACCUGGCUAGUCACUUCAUCGACGAGGACGACACUAAAUACCAGUAUUUGAUGAUCCUAUACACUAUCGUAUCAAACUCUACAGUCUGCUUAAUGGGACAUGAGAGAAGGCAGACUUUAAGACUCAUCACUACACUUGCUAAACGUUAUUCUCCUACUGGGUUCAGUUAUUGUGAGAGUUAUGGAGCAAAUCCACCAAGCCCGGUGUACUAUCCCGAGCCUUCGGAUACGCAAUAUCUGUACCAGUCAAAUCUUGUGCAGUGUUUUUAAAUCGGACUGUCGAAGAGCCUUUAAUAAGGCUAACUUAAUAACAAUGUAUAUAGAAUAUGGAAUCACACACGGGAAUUCAAACCUGUUCAAGAAUAGAUUUAUUUUCUUGUAACUUUUAGGACAAAAGUUGUCAUAAAAAAAUUAUAUUUGUACCGUCGAAAUUCAAUCAAUAUUAUGGAUUUCAUUACGAAAAGUGCUUAUACUACCUGCAGGGACGAAAAUUAUAUUAAUAAGUGUUUUACAAACGGAAAAGAAAAAAUCACAAGGGUAUUUUUAUUAAAAAAUGUGAUUCUUUCUAGCCUGAAAUCCGAUAUGUGAUGUUUACAAGAGAAUGUUCUGUAAUGGCCACAUAUGAAUACAGUACCAAGAUAUUCUAUAUAAUACAAUUUUCACUUAUUUGAGCUUGUUGAUGUGAUAUAUUUUAUCAUGUUAGUGAGUUAAUUCAAGAGUGGACAAAUAAAUUAUUUUCUUAAGCUAAAAA
Messenger RNA from Exaiptasia diaphana, 1717 nucleotides. Its product is annotated as terminal nucleotidyltransferase 5C-like. The transcript has a single exon. Gene Ontology annotation, biological process: mRNA stabilization. NCBI's taxonomy places the organism in Eukaryota, Metazoa, Cnidaria, Anthozoa, Actiniaria, Aiptasiidae. Gene Ontology annotation, molecular function: poly(A) RNA polymerase activity; RNA binding. Bases 124 to 1236 code for a protein of 370 amino acids. The record is from RefSeq and is a predicted model, not a curated record.